Molecule: messenger RNA, 1548 nt
Organism: Papaver somniferum (opium poppy)
Lineage: Eukaryota; Viridiplantae; Streptophyta; Magnoliopsida; Ranunculales; Papaveraceae
Product: heat shock cognate 70 kDa protein 2-like
Exons: 2
Coding region: 1-1548 (515 amino acids)
Biological process (GO): cellular response to unfolded protein; protein refolding
Cellular component (GO): cytoplasm
Molecular function (GO): heat shock protein binding; ATP-dependent protein folding chaperone; ATP binding
Source: RefSeq, a predicted model, not a curated record
AUGGAUGGAAGAGUAGCAGGAGGUGCGGCAACAGGAAUAGACUUAGGAACGACAUAUUCUUGUGUUGGUGUAUGGCAACAUGACCGUGUUGAGAUUAUUGCUAAUGAUCAAGGAAAUCGCAAAACUCCUUCCUAUAUUGCUUUUACUGAAAACGAACUUUUGAUUGGUGAUGCUGCUAAAAAUCAAGUUUCUAUGAAUCCCAUCAAUACUGUUUUCGAUGUGAAACGCUUAAUUGGUAGGAAAAUCAGCGAUAGCACCCUUCAAAGUGAUAUGAAGGUAUGGCCCUUCAAGGUCAUUGGCAAAGGUGAGAAACCCAUGAUUCAAGUCAAUUACAACGGAAAACCGAAACAAUUUUCAGCUGAGCAAGUCUCAUCCAUGAUUCUCACAAAGAUGCGCCAAAUUGCCGAGACUUAUCUUGGUUCGAGUGUCAAAGAUGCUGUUGUUACAGUCCCUGCUUACCUUAACAAUUCACAGCGUCAAGCGACUAGGGAUGCUGGGGCCUUUCCUGGCCUUAAUGUAAUGAGAAUCAUCAAUGAACCAACAGCGGCCGCGAUUGCUUAUGGUCUUGAUAAAAAGGCAACUGGUGAAAAAAAUAUUCUUGUCUUUGAUCUUGGUGGUGGUACUUUAGAUGUUUCACUACUCACCAUUGCCGAGGGUGUCUUUGAAGUCAAGGCUACAGCCGGAGAUACCCAUCUUGGAGGAGAGGAUUUCGAUAACAGAACGGUCGAUCAUUUUGUUCAAGAAUUCAAGAGAAAGCACAACAAGGACAUUAGUGAAAAUCCAAGUGCUCUUAGGAGGUUGAGGACUUCAUGUGAGAGGUCAAAAAGGACCCUCUCAACUACUACCCGGACAACCAUGGAGAUUGAUUCUUUGUAUGAAGGUGUUGAUUUUCAUGCAUCCAUCACUCGCGCUGAAUUUGAAGACUUGAACAAGGAUUUGUUCAAUGAGUGUAUGGAACCCGUUAAGAAGUGUUUGGCGGAUUCUGAGAUGGACAAGAGAAGCAUCCACGAAAUUGUGCUCGUUGGUGGAUCAACCAGAAUUCCAAAAGUUCAGGCUUUAUUGCAAGAUUUCUUUAAUGGGAAGGAACUCUGCAAGAGCAUCGACCCUGAUGAAGCUGUGGCAUAUGGUGCAGCAGUGCAUGCUUCUAUUUUGAGUGGCAAAUUUAACGAGAAGGUGAAGGAUUUGGUGUUGUUGGAUGUCACCCCUUUCUCUCUAGGUAUUGGGGUAGUUGGGGCUUAUAUGACGGUGGUAAUGCCUAGGAACAGCACCAUUCCGAACAAGAAGGUGUGUCACAACUUCCGUACUAGCGUCAAAGGACAAAGUGGUUUUGAGUUUCCGGUGUAUGAGGGUGACAGAGCUAGAAUCGAUGACAAUAACUUGUUGGGUACGUUCUAUUUACAUGGAAUUCCUCCUGCAGGUCGUGGUACUGUCACGUGCACUAUAUGCUUUGAUAUCGAUGGGUAUAUUGAAACUGGAGUACUGUUGUCAACAGCUUGCCUUUGGCUUGUAAUGUAUUUGUUUUUUGCUUUGCAAUAUAAUAACCAAUAA